CGGAGCGUCCGGGGCUCGUCGAGAAAUAAGGAAUGCGCCGCGAGGCCGAGGCAGCUCGGACGUGACGGUGGCAGCUCAUCGCGGUGGAACGGAGCAGCUCGUGAGCGAUUCGCCCCCAGGGUCGUCGACGCGGGACGAGUACGAGGUUGGAAUUCUCUCUCGGGCGCCGCGGGCUGGUCGCGCGGAGGUUAUAAACAUCUGAUCGCUGGUAUCCGGACGCUAUGAGGACUCACUUGGACAAGGCGAGGAUCGCGACCCGGAGACGGGAAACAUAUGGAGGCAGUUGCGUGCGCGCGGCCAAGUGCACCGACACGAGUAAACGCGCUGCCCGCGCGGCGUUAAGCGUGCCUGCUCCCGGCCCGAUCAGCCUCUGACUCAGCCUCCUGGUGAACGGGGCGGAUUCAGUCUCCCCCGAGUAAUCCGCCAAGCGGGGCACACGCGGAACUUGGCGAUCGGCCGUGCAGGACGUUCGAGGAUUAGCGCGGGGGAAUCGAACGAGAUUUAUAGUCAAUGCGUAUAUCGAGUGAUAUGCGGGUAUACAUGUAAAGUGCUCACAUUCCGCGACCUAUUCUAACAUGACAUAAUUGUUAGUCAAGUGCCAGUGCAAGUGUCAAUACAAAGUUGAAGAUAAUCAUGCUGUACAACGACGAAUGGCAUACGUAGUAAUACACGAGGCGGAUGAUUAUAUGCUAGAUUAGUAGGAUAAAAGUGGAAAAGAGAGAACAAUGUCAGUUCCUUCCUGCUCAACAAGUGGAGUAGACAAUGAGGUCACCGAGGAGCCAGCAGCCUACGAGAAAUGGGAACGUUUCAGGAACUGGGUGCAUUGUAUAUGCAUCGUCACCUUCGAUCUUGAGCUGGGCCAAGCUAUAGAGGCAAUCUAUCCGAGUCAUGUGAAGCUGUCGGAGCAGGAGAGAUCCAAUGUCUGUUACCUAGCCUUUCCCGACUCCAAUUCCGGAUGUAUGGGAGAUACUCAGUAUCACGUAAGAAUAAGGCAGAGCGGCAAAAUGGUGCAGGAGACCAACGCUAUCAAGGAAUACGAUAGGAAAUCACCGUCUUUUCUACAAACCGAUAGAGAUUAUUACUGGGGAUACGUGUAUUUCCGACAGGUGAAGGACAAGUCGUUGCCAAGGGGGUACUUUCAGAAGAGUGUUGUCAUAAUUACAAAACUGCCGUUUGUCAAUCUGUUCGGUGAGGUGUGCGCUCUGAUCGCGCCGGAAUUUUUCGAGGCCGGCACAGCGCUCAUGGAAGCUGUGGUGCGCGAGAUCGAUCACUGGCCCCCUCCGGCCUCGGGCCAGAUAGUUCACUUGCCUCUUAUCGGAGUGUUGUUCCAGACAUACAUCCCGAACCAAAAUUACAAAGCCGCUGUUCCAUCGAUCGCUGCCAUGGAGCACGCACCGAACAGUCUGCGCGAGCCGCGAAGACUGAUGCUGACGUCAGCCUACGAGGGCGACAUGUUUCGGAGCCUGGCCAGUGUUGUUAGCUACGUGCAUUUACUGUGGGAACUGGUGCUUCUUAGCGAGCCAAUCGUUGUAAUGGCAGGCUCGCCGACCACAUGUUCCGAGAUGGUUCAAGCGCUUAUAGCUAUGAUCGCGCCGUUGAAGUACUGUGCCGAUCAUCGCCCGUAUUUCACUAUUCACGACUCGGAAUUCAAAGAGUACACCACGGACUCCCCGUCGCCGCCCGCUGUGAUCCUAGGCGUGACGAAUCCAUUCUUCGCCAAGACCCUGCAACACUGGCCGCACAUCAUCCGGAUAAGCAACGGCAGCAACAGCGAGGAUCAAAAGUAUAAGAUCAAGAGAUCGGAAAAUCUGAAGGUGCUGGACUCAAAGCCGGGCGUUUACACUCAGUACAAACCCUUCCUGCAAAAGGACAAAACUAUACUGAAGAAACUGUUCAGGGGCAUUCAGACGAAACGGCCGGGCGAAGUGCAGACCGCGCUCUUGAAACGUCACCUGAUCGAGCUGACGGAGAGCUUCAUGAUUCCGCUCGAGAGAUACAUCGCGACCCUCAUGCCACUGCAGAAGAACAUAUCCCCCUUCAAGGCAACCCCUACACCACAAAUGUUCAAUCCAGAUGACUUCCUAGCUAGCUUAAGUAGCUCCGGUCCCCAAUUAACUACAGGCAUUAAAGGGGACUGGGUAGGAUUGUACAAACGAUUCUUUCGAUCGCCGAACUUCUCCGGAUGGUUCCACACAAGAUACAUGGAGCUGAGUCAGCAGUUGCAAGUCAAACAGUUGGAGAAAUUGUCGCAGGCGGAUUUGAAAACGUGGGUGCAAGGGAAACAAGAGGUGGAAAUAGUCGACAUGAUUCUUAGAAUUCGCCAGAAGUUGGAGAGAAGCUGCAUCGAUGACGUACCAAUCGAUAAUUCGGUAAGAAAGAGACUGCGAGAGAGAAUGAACGACAUCACGCAUGUAUUGCCGGAUGAUUUAAAGGUAAUUUUAAGACACGAAUCUUGACAGUACGAGUAUGUUAUUAAUUACAAAACUCGUUAACGUUUAUAUUUAUGUAUUUCUAAGAGCCGGGUUCGUAUUUAAGUCAACUCAAAAAGACGUAAUGUGUAAGAUGAUUUUAAUGCUCUGUCUCCUUCCUACUAACGUAAAUGAACGAGCGAGAAACGUAUCGCGCAGUUACAGCAAUGAAAUUGCAUUGUGCUAAAAGAGAAUUAUACGUACUUUAAUCUGCAACUCGAAAUACUCGCCGCAGACGGGUCGACGAAGUAAAUCCAUUGUGUAUGUAACAGAAAUUAGUCGUGGAAACAUUUUCUUACGUAGGCAUAUGUAAAUCACUUAACCCUUUGAGUACGUAACAAUACUGAAUGUCCAACGUGGCCGGCACUCGACUGGUAAUAAGAAACACGAUGUUCUUUUUCACAUCGAGCUUAUCGAGAGAUUAUGCGACACGUAACUGAAUUUACUAAAAAUACUUGUCUUUCCCGCGAACUUAUUACUCUACUUCUGAUAUUAUUUAUUUAUUUAUACAUAUUUAUAUAUAUAUAAAUUUAUUUAUACGUAAAUGAACUCAUGGAUAAAUUAGAAAGGAAGUACGUUGAACGCGCCCACGGUAUUCAAAGGGCUAAGUACUUCAACGCUUUUAUACUCGGAACAUAUUUCGUAAAUUCAUGUGAUCUUCGCUCCGUUAAGCUUGACUGAUUGUAGACUCACUUGAUUUUCCUUCAUAAUGCCAAUUCGAUAGCUUCCAUUCUCGACCAAGUCAUUCCGAUCAAUGAUUUUGUAUACGCGGCGAUCUGUUUUGUCAUCAAGUAUCUGUCAUACUCUACUUGGAGGCAGUGAGCGUCAAUAAUAAUUGUAAUCUCAUGGAAAUAGGCAUGAAUUUCAAAUGGAACAUGUGAGAUUGAAAAUGUUAAGCUGUGUACAUACAUUUUUAAGAUCUGUAAAUAUGGGUACAAACAAUGCGUAUAUAAUAAAAAUUUAUUUUAAUAUAUA
Messenger RNA from Vollenhovia emeryi, 3443 nucleotides. RefSeq names its product protein DENND6A. Bases 726 to 2456 code for a protein of 576 amino acids. Gene Ontology annotation, cellular component: recycling endosome. The transcript has 10 exons. Lineage: Eukaryota; Metazoa; Arthropoda; Insecta; Hymenoptera; Formicidae. Gene Ontology annotation, molecular function: guanyl-nucleotide exchange factor activity. The record is from RefSeq and is a predicted model, not a curated record.